AACUCGUCUAUUUUCCUUCUAAAAGAUCUGAUCGAAAUUUAGAGCCACUCAGAAAAUUCAAAGAUUCUCUCAGUUCCAUGGGGAAAACCUAGAUUCUUUUUCUUCUUUGUUCUUGCAAUUAUCAAUGGCUUCAAUAUCUACUUGUUUCACACUAACAAUCAAAAAUCAUCAUCAUUAUCAACAAAAAUCUGAUGUUUACAAGAAUUUCUCAUUAAAGCCAUUGAUUCUGGGGAAUAGUAGUAGUAAGAGAUUAGAAUUUAAAGAAUCAAGUUUCUUUCAGACUUCAUCAAUUCAAUUUAGGAGGAAUGUUGUUGAAAGAAGAGCUACUAGGGUUUCAGUAAUACCAAUUAGAGCAAAUAUAGAGUUUCCACUUGGGAUAAGUAGACCUGGGAAUAGUAUUGAAACUGAUAAAUUACCAAGUGAUGUAAGAAAAAGAGCUAUGGAUGCUGUUGAUUCAUUUGGAGGUAGAGUUACUGUUGGUGAUAUCUCUAGUAAAUCUGGUUUGAAGUUGGAUGAAGCUGAAAAGGCAUUACAAGCACUUGCUUCUGAUACUAAUGGAUUCCUGGAGGUAUCAGAUGAAGGGGACGUUCUUUAUGUUUUCCCCAGGGAUUAUCGCACAAAUCUUUUAGCCAAAUCUUUUAGGUUGAAAAUUGAACCUUGGUUUGAAAAGGGGAAGUCUGCAGCUGAAUAUGUAAUAAGGGUUUCGUUUGGGACGGCUCUUAUUGCUUCAAUUGUUAUCGUUUAUACCUCCAUCAUUGUUCUUCUAUCAAGCAGAAGUGAUGAAGAUAAUCGCGGAAGACGUCAAAAUAGAUCAUUCAAUCCAGGCUUCGGAUCUUUCUUCCGGCCAUCUGAUUUAUUCUGGUAUUGGGAUCCAUACUACUACAGGAGAAGACAACCAAGAACAGAUAAUGAUGGAAUGAACUUCGUUGAAUCUAUAUUCUCAUUUGUAUUUGGUGAUGGAGAUCCAAAUCAAGGACUCGAAGAACAGAGGUGGAAGUUGAUUGGACAAUACAUAGCUUCAAAUGGGGGUGUGGUCACGGCAGAAGAGCUUGCUCCAUAUCUUGAUGUACCACCAUUGGAAAAAUCUGAGAACGAUGAAUCAUACGUUCUACCGGUACUGCUGAAAUUUGAUGGUUAUCCAGAAGUAGAUGAAGAGGGUAGUAUUCUGUAUCGAUUUCCAACUCUGCAAAAAACCGCUUCUUCUAAGAGUAAAAGAGGUAAAAGUUGGAAUGAGUUUGUUGGUGGAGUUCAAAAAGUUUUCGAAGAGAAGAACUGGCCAUUCAGUAAUUCCGGGGGCACACAGAAGGCGUUGGCCAUAGGUUUGGGAGCUUUAAAUCUUUUUGGGGUCAUUGUUCUUGGAACUUUGUUAAAGGAUGCUACUGUUACAGCCAAAUCCAGUGAGAUUGUAUCAUUUGUCUCCGGAAUAUUUCCUUUGCUUCAGGUUUAUGCUGGCACUUUUUUUGCUAUUCCUCUGGUGCGGUGGUUCAUCCUUCGCAGAAAAAAUGCUGAAAUAGAUAAGAGAAAUCUGGCAAGAGAACAACGAGCUAGGUUACUUGAUUCUCCAGAUGCGUCACUGAGACGGAAGCUUUUGAGUGCUCGUGACAUGGCCAAGCAAACUGUCAUUGGAAGGGAUCGUAUUGUGUACAGCACGGAGAAGGACUUAAAUGGCCAAGACUACGAUGCCAAAGAAUGGGAUCGAAGAUUCAAGGAGCUCGAGAGAAGUGAUUGACUAGUUACAUCCAAAACCCAGGAACAUGCAUGAUGUCGAUCAAAAUUAUACAACAUGACAGGUAAAUGCCGGGACGGGCUUUAAAGAGUAUCGAUAUAUACGGGCUUGUAUUUUAUUCUCAGCCCAGGUGUCAAGAUAGAAAAACCCCAGCAAGGCCCAUUGUGUAACAUAAUUUAUUUUUCUUGUAGCAACAUAAAGAAAAAUACAUUGUAAAGAUAUGUUGGGAAAUGUGAGUCUCUAGAAAUCCAUAUUCAGCUGGUUGAGGAGAUUUUGUAUAACAGUCUCAAACUAGUGUACUUAUCUUUCAUACAAGUUUUUAUUUUCUACUCUUUAAAAAACAGGUUAAUC
This is a messenger RNA of Papaver somniferum (opium poppy), 2077 nucleotides long. RefSeq lists its product as uncharacterized. Gene Ontology annotation, cellular component: chloroplast envelope. Lineage: Eukaryota; Viridiplantae; Streptophyta; Magnoliopsida; Ranunculales; Papaveraceae. The record is from RefSeq and is a predicted model, not a curated record. The transcript is spliced from 13 exons. The coding region runs from base 125 to 1729 and encodes 534 amino acids.